Molecule: messenger RNA, 1278 nt
Organism: Exaiptasia diaphana
Lineage: Eukaryota; Metazoa; Cnidaria; Anthozoa; Actiniaria; Aiptasiidae
Product: actin, cytoplasmic
Exons: 3
Coding region: 16-1146 (376 amino acids)
Source: RefSeq, a predicted model, not a curated record
UGUUAAAUUUUAAAAAUGGCCGAUGAUGAUGUUGCCGCUCUUGUUAUCGACAAUGGAUCCGGUAUGUGUAAAGCCGGCUUCGCUGGGGACGAUGCACCUCGUGCAGUAUUCCCAUCUAUCGUUGGCCGUCCAAGGCAUCAAGGAGUAAUGGUUGGUAUGGGCCAGAAAGACUCCUAUGUCGGCGAUGAAGCACAGAGCAAGAGAGGUAUCCUUACCCUGAAAUACCCCAUCGAGCAUGGAAUUGUCACAAACUGGGAUGACAUGGAGAAGAUCUGGCAUCACACCUUUUACAACGAACUCCGAAUCGCGCCAGAAGAGCAUCCUGUUUUAUUGACGGAAGCUCCAUUGAACCCCAAAGCCAACAGAGAAAAAAUGACACAGAUUAUGUUCGAAACCUUCAACAGCCCUGCUAUGUAUGUAGCAAUCCAAGCCGUACUUUCUCUGUACGCUUCAGGCCGAACCACCGGAAUCGUCUUCGACAGUGGUGAUGGUGUCUCUCAUACCGUACCUAUCUAUGAGGGAUAUGCUCUACCCCACGCUAUCAUCCGUCUUGAUUUAGCYGGCCGAGAUCUGACUGACUACCUGAUGAAAAUCCUGACAGAACGUGGCUACUCUUUCACCACCACAGCUGAGCGUGAGAUUGUCCGUGACAUCAAGGAGAAACUGUGCUAUGUUGCCCUWGACUUUGAAGAAGAAUCGCGUCAAGCUGCUUCAAGCUCAAGUCUAGAGAAGAGCUAUGAACUUCCUGAUGGACAAAUGGUUUCUAUUGGUAAUGAGCGAUUCAGAUGCCCAGAAGCAAUGUUCCAGCCCUCAUUCUUGGGUAUGGAAUCUGCAGGAAUCCAUGAAACUACAUACAACUCCAUCAUGAAAUGUGAUGUCGAUAUCCGUAAAGACUUGUAUGCUAACACCGUCUUGUCAGGAGGUUCAACUAUGUUCCCUGGUAUUGCUGACCGUAUGCAGAAAGAAAUUACAUCUCUUGCACCCCCAACCAUGAAAAUCAAAAUCAUUGCUCCACCAGAAAGAAAAUACUCUGUAUGGAUUGGAGGMUCCAUCCUUGCUUCCCUGUCCACCUUCCAACAGAUGUGGAUCUCCAAGCAAGAGUAUGAUGAAUCUGGUGCAGCCAUUGUCCAUCGCAAAUGCUUCUAAUAGAAGAGCUCAACACCUCCGCUCUAAAACUACUGUUUCUGCAGCACAGUAAAYAUUUGCAUGCUCCAGACGAGUUUCAUUAUAAACUAGGGUUCGAACAAUUUCUUGUAUCUAUUUUUAGGAUUCAUCUAU